Messenger RNA from Haplochromis burtoni (Burton's mouthbrooder), 2827 nucleotides. RefSeq names its product dual specificity protein kinase CLK4-like. NCBI's taxonomy places the organism in Eukaryota, Metazoa, Chordata, Actinopteri, Cichliformes, Cichlidae. The record is from RefSeq and is a predicted model, not a curated record. Gene Ontology annotation, molecular function: ATP binding; protein tyrosine kinase activity. The transcript has 13 exons. Gene Ontology annotation, biological process: regulation of RNA splicing; protein phosphorylation. Gene Ontology annotation, cellular component: nucleus. The coding region runs from base 530 to 1735 and encodes 401 amino acids.
GUAUGAUUUGCUGGUGGAUUGUGUGCCCCAUGUCAUUCAUAGAGUACAUCACCUAAUGUCCUGCAUCAUCCUGUAUCCACAGUUUCAGACACAGUACACUAUGUUUUCUCCUGAAGGAUGAAAGAGGAGCCUUUACGGGGUGAGGCCAAGGGUCGAGGCAGGAGCAGCCCCCGUGUCCUUUUUCAUUACAGCUGGCAGAGGAUUUUACUGCCUUGAAGUACACCGGAAUGUCCAUGGCUUGGUUUCCUGAAGGACAUAAUAUUUUAUUGCACCACGGACGCCAUUUUUCCCAUUCCUUCUUUGGCAGCUAUGCCAUGUGGCAACAAGUGGUUGUGUUGCUUUGGUGGGGCGUGGAAUAGUGGCCCAAGGAAGCUAAAGAAGAGGACGAUAAGUUGCUUGAACAGACCUGCAAGAGCCCAAAAAGCAGAUAGAAGAGAAGCAGAAGACUCCACAGCUUCAAUUCCAAAUACAGACACUACCAGAGUGUGGAGAAGAGGCCUGAGUCAGGUAGAGUGUUGAUAACACUGCAAUGGGCAGAAAGGAUGACAACUCCGAGUACUGGAGAGAUGGCGAUGACUCCAAACCUGAUUUACAAACGGAUACAAAGACUGGAAGUUUCAACCAGUGCAUCCACCGCACCACCUCAGAAACUCAUAACUUGGCUGAUGACAAUGCUGGCAGCGCCAAUGAUGAUGAAGUGGAGGAGGGUCAGAGGGGAAAGAGCUGUGAGGAUGAUGAAGAGGGCCACCUGGCCUAUCACAUCGGCCUCGUGAUGAAAGAAAGAUAUGAAGUUGUCUCUGCACUUGGAGAAGGAGCAUUUGGAAAAGUAGUGAAGUGUAUAGACAGAGAGAAAGAUGAGCACGUAGCUGUGAAGAUAGUGAGGAACAUUGAGUGUUUCUGUGAAGUAGCGAGGUCUGAGAUCGCUGUGCUGGAGGAAAUCAACCGCCUGGAUGAUGAUAACAGAUUCGCCUGCGUGAGGAUGCUGGACUGGUUCGAGCAUGAAGGCCACGUCUGCAUCGUGUUCGAGCUGCUCGGCCUCAGUAUCUUUGAGUUUCUCCGACAGAAUGAGUUCCUGCCGUUCAGCGUGGAGCAGAUUAGACGCAUGGCCUUCCAGAUCUUCAAAGCUGUGUGCUUUCUGCACCGUAACAAACUGACCCACACAGACCUGAAGCCAGAGAACAUCCUGUUUGUGCGCUCUGACUAUGACCUGGAGUAUAAUGAGGACUUGGAGUGUAAGGAGAAGAGGCUGAGGAGUCUUGAUGUGAAGGUUGUGGACUUUGGCAAUGCCACAUUUGACCACGAACCCCAUGAAUCCCUGGUUUCAACGCGUUACUACCGAGCUCCAGAAGUCAUACUUGGUCUGGGCUGGAACCAGUCAUGUGACGUUUGGAGUCUGGGCUGUGUCAUGAUGGAGUUUUACCUAGGACGUGCACUCUUCCUGACCCAUGACAGUAAAGAACAUCUGGCCAUGAUGGAGAAAGUCCUCGGACCGGUCCCUCCACAUCUGCUCAAACAGACCAGGAAGAAGCAUUGUGUGCACAGCGAGUGUCUUAACUGGGACGAUGAAUACAUCAGGAAACACUGUCGACCUCUCAAGCUGUACAUGCAGACGCAGAACGAGGAGGAGAGGCAGUUGUUCGAUCUGCUCAGCUGCAUGUUGGAAUAUGAUGUGUCCAGACGGAUUACCCUUGAGGAGGCACUGUGGCACCCGUUCUUCAGCCCACUGAGGACGUAGAAGCAGCAGCAGUGCAGCUAGCUAAUGCAUGCAUACACACACACGCACACACACACACAUGCACACAUGUUUUCAUAUCUUAGUGAGGACCAGUGUCACGUCAGUGGGAGGAUCCGGGGGUUUCUCUGUGAAUUUCACAUUCCCGUGGCAGCGUGCUCGGUGCUUGCUCAGAUUUGAAGUUCAAGUUUUUGCUGUGGAAAGUAGCUUUCUUCCCACACAGACUGUACAGCAGACGCUAAUGUUUUUGUCACUUUUUACGGAAUAAAACUUAAAGUAAUGUAAGUACGUCCAUGCUUUAAAUGCAGCAUGGUCAAACUCUCUCCUGCACUCCAUAUUAUCCAUUGUUGAUCUACACACGUCUGUUGCUGCCACAGAUGUCGCUCGUAGAUCAUUGUCAUGUGACACUCUAACAAACAAAAUCACGACAGUUUAGUAAUGCAGUAAUGCAGUGUGCUUACGGGAAAGUAACAGUAAUCUCAUUACUUUUUUGCAAUAGUAAUCCCUUACUUUACCCGUUACUUUAAAAAAGUAAUCGGAUUACUUUGGACAGUAAUCCACAGAUGGACAGUAACACGUUACUGUCCAUCUGUGGUGAGGACCUCUCAUUGGCAUAAUGCUUUCCCUAGCCUUACCAUCAAAAAUGAAUACCAUACUAUAACCCGUAGCCUAAACCGAACCAUGACCUAAUAGUAACCCUGACACUUUAACCACAUUUUGAGCCUCAAAAAUACCUUCAAACUCGUGUGAACAGGCAUUUUGUCUCCAUAAGUGACUGUUCGUCCUCACAAGUAUAGUGGCAUGCCAAUUUUCUGUCCUCACAAAGAUCUUUAAACAUGUACACACACACACACACACACACAAACAUACAAAGACGCACUAAACAUCUACCUCAGGCUCUAACUAAAGAGUGCAGAUUAUUUGAUUGCUUGGUUUUUAAUUCUGAAUUGAAUUUUCAGCUGUAUUUAUAGAUUCAAAGAGCAUUCCUGUUUGAAAUAAUCCCACCAUGAUGCUAUAAUCCACACAGUGCUUAAUUCCAUGUUUUCGAUUAUUUUUUUUUUUGUCAGCUGUUUGUAAUAAAGAUUUCAGAUUUGA